UAACCCAAAAUAGUGUACAAUAAACAGCUGAUCACUGAAAUUUUAACAAAUUUUUAUUGCUUUGUAGUUUUUGGUGAAAUUUUUGCUCGCGCGUUAAUUUAGAUUAAAAAGAAGUGCAAAAAUGGGUGGCUGGCAACUGGAAGUUUUUAAAAUGACGCUUUACAUGUCCUUUCCUGUGGCCAUGUUUCACAUCUUCAAUCAACCGGCUUAUUUCGAGGAAUGGGUGACGAAGACCAGGCGUGAACUCUAUCCACCAGAAAGUUUAGGUCACCGGGAAGAGAUACAAAAAGCCAUCAGAGAUGUGCGGGAAAAACGAGAUAAAGAAAUGCUAAAGGCAUUAGAGGAUAUAGAGAAACGUGAAAAAUAAAUAUCACAUUUUAAUAGUUACCAUAAUUGAAGUGUGCUAUACUCUAAUAUUAUAUAAGGUUAUGCUUGUUUUUUGUUUUAAGUUGCAUUGUUUAUCUGUAAUAAACAUUAAAUAUUUGUUUUUAGAAAAUAAUUAAAACAAUUUUUUAUCAUUUCAA
This is a messenger RNA of Zeugodacus cucurbitae (melon fly), 524 nucleotides long. Its product is annotated as protein PET100 homolog, mitochondrial. Bases 122 to 367 code for a protein of 81 amino acids. The transcript has a single exon. Gene Ontology annotation, biological process: mitochondrial respiratory chain complex IV assembly. The record is from RefSeq and is a predicted model, not a curated record. NCBI's taxonomy places the organism in Eukaryota, Metazoa, Arthropoda, Insecta, Diptera, Tephritidae. Gene Ontology annotation, cellular component: mitochondrial inner membrane; mitochondrion.